AUGGUUUUUCGCAAAUUAUUUUCGAUGCAAUCAGUAGCGACAAAAAUUUUUCGUGACUCUUGCUUGAAACCUCAAACUUUUACUUCUCCUUCAUUUGUGAGAUUCGCUCACAGUAACAAUCAGGAAACUUCUAAAGAAAAACCACUGCCUCGAUUAAUUUACAUGGCAAAUCCAUUUAAACACUGUUGGGCCAAAUUCAACAUGAAAAUGCUCAAAAUGACCUGGGAUCCGGAAUUUUCUGAAGAAGAAUUCAAUAAAGGCGCUUCUAAAGCCGUUCUUCAAAUGACGGAUUUAGUAAGAAACGGCGACGUGCUGACAAUGCAAAAAGUCACCACAAAAAAGGGUUUCGAGCAAGUUUCGCAAGAUACCGUGCUGUCUUCGGAUGAUCCGCGUCUCAAUUUGCUGCGAUUUCGUCACGAAGACAUCAAAAAAAUCCAUCCGUUGAACGUGCAUUUUGUCGACAAGGAUGGGGCGCAUCACAUUUUCAUCGACAUGUUCUUCGCCAUGAUGCGACCCGUGGAUUGCAUGGUUGCGAACUCAAAUUCGUCACUUUUGCUGGAUAUCAAAAAGAUCGAGGACUCUUUGAGACAGGAUCGGGACUCAAGUAGAGCCAUUCCAGCAAGUACGGAAGACACGGAGGACCAACGACGACUGAUUUUGGCGGAAAUUUUCACGAGAUUUCAUCGCGAAUAUCCGGAGGGGAAGGAAAACGUGCCAAAUUGGGACAUUGAGUUCUAUAAAGUGGCAAAAAUGAAGAUAAUUUACGCGAAAUAUUAA
Molecule: messenger RNA, 777 nt
Organism: Culicoides brevitarsis
Lineage: Eukaryota; Metazoa; Arthropoda; Insecta; Diptera; Ceratopogonidae
Exons: 2
Coding region: 1-777 (258 amino acids)
Biological process (GO): protein insertion into mitochondrial inner membrane from matrix
Cellular component (GO): mitochondrial inner membrane
Molecular function (GO): ribosome binding
Source: RefSeq, a predicted model, not a curated record